Polistes dominula (European paper wasp) is the source of this 813-nucleotide messenger RNA. Its product is annotated as U6 snRNA-associated Sm-like protein LSm2. NCBI's taxonomy places the organism in Eukaryota, Metazoa, Arthropoda, Insecta, Hymenoptera, Vespidae. Gene Ontology annotation, cellular component: U4/U6 x U5 tri-snRNP complex; precatalytic spliceosome; P-body. Gene Ontology annotation, molecular function: RNA binding. The record is from RefSeq and is a predicted model, not a curated record. Gene Ontology annotation, biological process: mRNA splicing, via spliceosome.
GGUACAUUUGAUAUUUUUAUUAUAUAUAAAAAUGUUGUUCUACUCAUUUUUUAAAUCCUUGAUUGGUAAAGAUGUAGUUGUGGAAUUAAAAAAUGAUCUGAGCAUUUGUGGAACUUUACAUUCUGUUGACCAAUAUCUAAAUAUUAAAUUAACUGAUAUAAGUGUAACAGAUCCAGAUAAAUAUCCUCAUAUGCUGUCAGUAAAAAACUGUUUUAUUCGUGGAUCAGUAGUAAGAUAUGUACAACUACCUGGCGAUGAAGUUGAUACACAACUAUUACAGGAUGCAGCUCGUAAAGAAGCAGCCGUACAAACAAGAUGAUUUCAAACGAAAUAUACUGUUAUUUUAUUAAUAUAUUUUUUACAAACUACAUCAAAGAUAUCAAUUAAUUUAAUUGUCUAAAUAUAUGAUUAUCACAUAUAUGUUAGUUUUCUUUGCCAUGCAUUACCUUUUUAUGUAUAAUAGCAGAUAUAAAAGAUAUACUUAAAAAUGUUAUUUUUGUAAUUAUAAAUUUAUUCAAAUAGGAAUGUAAUUAGUGUGUUAACAUUGUUUUUCAUCUUUAUAACCCUCCUUUAUAUGGGUUUGAGGGACAAGUAAUAAUUGUGCCUAUCGUUGUUUGACUUAAAUGAUCGAAUAAGAACUAAUUUUUUCAACAAGAUAGUUCUGUUAACUAUUAAUCAUUUUUUAUUUAUUAGUUUUUAAUAACAUAGUAAUAAUUUUUGUACAAAAAUAUAGACGUUAUAUUUGUACAACAGCAUACAGUGCAGUGUUUAUUUUAUCGUUCAUAUAUAGGUCUAUUUCCUUCUUAUUGAAAU